GCUUCAGCCUUCAUUCGGGCACUUUGCUUUCCCUCACACCUCGCAGCUUCAUAAGCCUCGUGUGAAGAAGUAACCCUUUGCAGACCCAGCAGAAAGGCCUUGAAGCAAUAUCGCUUUUUGUCCUUUUUUUGGAAGACGGCCAUCAGAAUACACCCAGCAGUCUUUGUGAUCCCAUUCUUUCGUUUUGAUCAUGGCCCACACCGGCGUCGUGAAAAAGUAUGACAACCUCAAGGGCUUCGGCUUCAUUGUUCCAAGUGGAACCAAUCAGGACCUCUUCGUGCUCCGAACCGAUGUCAUUGGUGGAUCACUCCAGGCGGGUGACAAGGUGGCUUUCGAUGAGGGGCUGAACGAGCGCACAGGGAAGCCUAAGGCGAUCCACGUCACUGGCGGAACUGGGCCUCAAGGCAAAGGAGAUGGCGAGGGCGAACGAGGUGGUAAAGGAAAGGGCAAGAAGAGCGACAAGGGAAAGGGAGGCCCGAAGAUGGCAGGCCUCGCCGGACCGGUGGCUGGCAUGCCCUGCCCCUGUGGGCCUUGUGGACCCUGUGGUCCUUGCGGGCCCUGCGGGUGCUUGGGAGGUGGCGGCUGCGGCUUGACAGGUAAGCCAAUGGCCAUGGCCGAAGGCCUAGGAGGCGCCAAGACCGGCGUGGUGAAGUUUUUCAACGACGAGAAGGGCUUCGGUUUCAUCAAGCAGGACGAUGGCGGCACCGACCUUUUCGUGCAUCGCAACGACGUGGUGGACCAACUCCUCAAGGAGGGGGACCGUGUGCAGUACUCCGAGGCCGUGGACAGCCGCACCGGCCGCAUGAAGGCGCAGCAGGUGGCAGGCGGCACUGGCGGCGCCAAGCCCCCAGAGAAGGGCAAAGGCAAAGGCAAGAAGGGCAAGAAGCCGCAGCAAGAUUCGCCGUCCCCAGCAAUCAACUUGGACGUUCAGAUCGGCCAGAAGCCCUUCCCCAGCGGUCCUGGCAUCCUCAUGGGCGACUUGGGCAAGACAGGCUUCCCCGGCUGCGGUGCGACCGGCUGCGAGGGCAGUGACUCCGGUUGCGGCUGCGGGGGUCUUUGCGGCUGCUGCCCUGGCUGCGGCUGCGGUUGUGGGUGCAUGGGCCUUCAAGGCUGUGGUAACCUUCAGAUGGGCGGCGGCUGCAACGCAGGUUGCGGGAACUGCGGCGGCAACUGUGGGUGCAUGCCUGGCAAUGCCAACAACUGUUUGGGUGGUGGCUGCGGAUGCGGAGGCUGCGGUGGCUGCGGUGGUUGCUGCGGCUGCGGAUGUGGCUGCGGCGGCUGCGGCUGCGGCGGCUGCGGAUGCGGCGGCUGCGGUGGCUGCGGUGGCUGUGGCUGUGGUGGAUGCGGUGGCAGCUUGGGUGAAGGUGGCAACUGCUUCAACGCCAACACCGGCUCGAAUUUGAGUGCUCAGAUGUACGAAAGGAUUGCUGCCAAUGCAUCGGCAGGUGGCCGAAGCUACGACGAUUUCGGUGACUAUGGAGGCCAAGGCACACAAAACUUGGCCCGGGCGGCCUUCGCCAACCUCGCAGGCACACUUGGUGCUGGCAACCAAGGACAAGGUGGCAUGGCUGGCUGCAUGCCCAGCGAUACCACAAGCGGCUGCUUUGGCAACACUGGAGCCAACGCGGCUCUGACGCCUGCCAUGUACGAGAGGUUGACCAAUGCCACUGGUGGAGCAGGCGCAGGCAGCAACAUGCUUGCCGCCUCAGGCAACUUCCAGGAAUAUGACGACUACGCCAGCCAAGGAUCGAACCUGGCACGCGCGGGCUGCUUGCCAAAUUUCGCAGGCAACACCAUGCUCUCAGCCUCACAGGGUGCAGGUGGAACCUCGCUUGGCGGUACCGGACAAGGCCAAGGCGUCGGCGUGGGCAACAUGAGUCAGGUUACCAUGAGCCAGAUGCAGGCGAUGAUGGCGGCGAACCCCAAUGUUUAUCAACAGAUGAAUCCAGGCAACGUGUCACAAGGGGGCAGCCUUUGAGUUCGGAAUGAGCGAGGCUUCCGGUGGUCGGUGGCAAAUUGAAUGGCAUGUGUCAGAAUGAGGGCCCGCUUCGGUAGGCAAGCAAGACAAUCUUAGGUAAAAGUACAUCCCACCGACCGGAAGCCUGUAAGUGAGAUGGAGCAUUCUUGACCGUACGUACACGCAUGUUCGCCUGCCAGCA
This is a messenger RNA of Effrenium voratum, 2159 nucleotides long. The record is from the annotation of a GenBank genome assembly. NCBI's taxonomy places the organism in Eukaryota, Dinophyceae, Suessiales, Symbiodiniaceae.